UGUGCCAGGUAGCCAUGAGAAGUGGUUUUGGUGGCCCCGUUUGGAUGAUGGGUAUGGCUUGGGCCUUGGUGGUGCUGUGGGCAGGUGCCAUGGGCAUGGAGGAUCGCUGCUUGCCUGGAGGGAAGCACAAAGCAAGUCCAAGCCCAGAAGGACACCUGGGCACCUGCCAUCUCUAUAGAGAGAAUGCCUGCUGCUCGCCAGAUGUCAUCCAGGACCUUUCCAAAGCCAACGACAUCUACUGGAAUCGCUGUGGGGGCCUCAGCAGCAGAUGUGAGGAGUAUCUUCAGCAAGUGGAAUGUUUUUAUCGUUGCUCCCCCAUUGCUGCCCAGUGGCCUCAUCCUCAGCGACCCACAGCUGUACUGGCUGUGCCUCUUUGCCAGAACUUCUGUGACCAAUGGUACGAUGCUUGCAAGGAAGACCUGACCUGCGCUCGCAAUUGGCUGACUGACUGGCAUUGGGGGCCUGAUGGGAACAACUGCAGUCAGGAGUGCAUUUCGUAUGGCCAGAUGUACAAGGAUGGGAAGGAGCUCUGUGAGACCAUCUGGGAUGAUUCCUUCACAGUAAGCACCGAUCCCUGUGAUUGCCUGACACUGACUGCGUCCGACACAGGCUUCUCAGUCCCUCGUUCCCGCCACGAAGACAGCGACAGCGCUGAGGAACCCGAAACCGCAAAGGAGGACAGCCGAAGAUCCGGCCGCAGGGGGCUUUGUCCUGGCAGCCCCUUGCUGCGCCGUCUGAAAAAGAACCUGCGGAAGCGUUCCGUCUUCAUGGAAGACGUGGAGGGGAGCGGGAGUGGGUUCUGAUCCAACGAAGCCACCCUUCCAGGGGACAACAGCCCCCUCCCCUGUGAUCGCCUGGGGCUUGGGGGGAUCGCUUGUGAUCUAUGCAAAUCUGUCAUGUCCCACCUUUACCAGUUUCUUGCCAUCUUGUCUAGCUCUGUGCAACUUGGUGUGGUCAUGGAGUAGGAAGCAGAUCUGGCUGUGUAGCUGGGCUCUGAGUCUUAUGCUCUAGAAGUACAGUUUUUUGUCCUAAAAGAGCACCUUCA
This is a messenger RNA of Euleptes europaea (tarantolino), 1045 nucleotides long. It is a transcript of the gene RTBDN, whose product is annotated as retbindin. Gene Ontology annotation, cellular component: external side of plasma membrane. NCBI's taxonomy places the organism in Eukaryota, Metazoa, Chordata, Lepidosauria, Squamata, Sphaerodactylidae. Gene Ontology annotation, molecular function: signaling receptor activity; riboflavin binding; riboflavin transmembrane transporter activity. The transcript is spliced from 6 exons. Bases 15 to 803 code for a protein of 262 amino acids. The record is from RefSeq and is a predicted model, not a curated record.